Messenger RNA from Sphenostylis stenocarpa, 303 nucleotides. NCBI's taxonomy places the organism in Eukaryota, Viridiplantae, Streptophyta, Magnoliopsida, Fabales, Fabaceae. The record is from the annotation of a GenBank genome assembly.
AUGGGUCGUGGAGGGAAAAUUGAAGUAAAUGCUUACUCAGGGGCUGCUAAAGAGGAGGAGGAUAAGAAUUCCAUUAAAGGGAAAGGUUGUUUGCGAUUAGGGCAAUUGAGUGAUGUGGUGAUGGAGACAGCGCGCUUAGUGGUGAGAAGGAAAAGAACAAGUUUGGGGGGCGUCAGAGACGGAUGGUUAGAGCGGGAGCGAACAAGAGAGGAGGGUCAUGCGUGGGGCAACCUGUUUGAUGAAAUGCCACUGACAACAUUCAAGAUUUUAGUUUCGAAACCUGACGCUGAUGAUAAUGGGUGA